Messenger RNA from Lates calcarifer (barramundi perch), 2846 nucleotides. It is a transcript of the gene tab3, whose product is annotated as TGF-beta activated kinase 1 (MAP3K7) binding protein 3. Gene Ontology annotation, cellular component: extracellular exosome. The record is from RefSeq and is a predicted model, not a curated record. The coding region runs from base 265 to 2115 and encodes 616 amino acids. Gene Ontology annotation, molecular function: ubiquitin binding. NCBI's taxonomy places the organism in Eukaryota, Metazoa, Chordata, Actinopteri, Centropomidae. The transcript is spliced from 7 exons.
UUCCUGGUCCGGGAAAAUCUGACAUCGCGAUAGACUGUGUGCAGUUCCGCGGCGGGGGCCUGACGCUGGAAUGCGAAACUGCAAGUUAUUUAGCCAAAACAAAAAAAUUGACAGACCUUGGCGCACCAUUUCAGAAAUAUCUCGGCUCUCCAUGGGACUCAGCUAUGGUCUGAGCCACGCGGGACACUCCUAACAUAUGGGGAUGAGACGAGAUCGGAUAUUUCCGCAACUGCAGCUUAGGGCUCGUUGACUCUCUGGCUCAGGAUGGCGCAGGGAGGCUCUCAGCUCGACUACCACAUCCUGCAGGACCUCAAGCAGCGUUUCCCGGAGAUCCCAGAGGGGGUAGUGUCACAGUGCCUUCUGCAGAAUAACAACAACCUGGAUCUCUGCUGCCACCUCCUGGCUCAGGAGAGUAAUAGAUACCUGUAUGGAGAGUUCCAUCACAGUCCAGAGGAGGGGCGACUGAGCCGAAAUCACAUGCUACACAUUAGCUUGGGCUACCCAGGCUCAGAGGCAAGCAAAGCCAAUGGAGGAGCAGUGGGAGUAGGGCGCUCCCUAGUGCACAGCACUAGUGACAGUCACAUCGAACCCCAGCGGUCCAGCUACCCUGAGCCACUGUCAGCCCCUGCCACUAUGGCUCCCUCCCCGGGUUACAAUCCUUUCUUCAUGAACGAUCAGAGCCGCUCGGCCAGCACUCCUACUCCUCCACCCACAAUGCAGGGCAUGUCUCCCACAUUCUCCCCCGUCUCUCGUUACACUAUGAACCCAAUAACAGUCACACUUUCACAAAGUAUACCCAAUGUACCACAGGCUCUGCAGAUCCCCCCUGGGCAUUAUGCUAACAGCACCAACACCACCCUGUAUAUUCGACCCUCACCCUCUCAGAGCCCACAGCCAGCGCCCUGGUCCUCCUCAGGGGCACCUGUCUAUCAGCAUCAGCAGUCUCCCUACAGCACUCCCACAUAUGGCUCUCCUUACAGCUCCCCACAGCAUCAGGUCCAGCCGCAGCCCCAACCACAGCCCCAGCCGCCACCCCAGCACCAGCAAUACGUCUUCCUCCCCAUUAGCUCCCCAACCCUUCCCAGCAUGCCCUACCAUCACCAGCAACAACCCCAGCAACAACCAGCUGUUUACAGGCCGUACCACUCAAAAAGCUCCCUCAAGAACCAGAUAGAGAUUACUCUAGAGGGUCCGCGGCCACGCAGCAAUUCUCCCGUGCACACCCCUCACCCCCAAGGAGCGCUUUACAUGGCCACCAGCCCCUCGCCCAGCUCCCCUUCCAGGGGCAUCACAAUGAGUGGACCUUCAGGCCCAGCAGCCUUUCACCCUGGGAUGUACCUGCAGCACCAGGGCCCUGCAAGGCCUCGGCCCGCCUCCUCUCCUCAACCAGGCCAAUCAGCCUACACUUUCAAAAUCAAAGUGUCGCCCGGAGGUCAGGCCCAGAGGCCACCCAGCUCACCUCCGGUGGCUGAAGCGGAGUCUCUCCUCAACAUAGUAGACCAAGGGGAGCACAAUGCUGCACCCCCACCCAUCCUGCCCAUCUCAGCUCUACCAGGGAACGUUGCCAGUCAGUUUCAGCAAAUGCCCCGACGUUCAAGCUCAGGCUCUGAUGACUACGCUUAUACACAAGCCCUCCUGCUCCACCAGCGGGCCAGGAUGGAACGUCUAUUGAAGGAGCUGAUGCUGGAGAAGCAGAAACUAGAGCAGCUGAAGGCUGAUGUCAACAACAUGGAGUAUGAUGCUCUUCAAAGACGCUUUCGACGAGUCAAUUCAACCAGUCUUAUACCCAGACCUGAAGAGAUGACCCGAUUGCGGAGUCUUAACAGACAGCUUCAGAUUGAUAUCGACUGCACCCUGAAGGAGACAGAUCUAUUGCAGUCUAGAGGGAAGUUUGACCCAAAAGCAAUGAACAACUUUUAUGACAACAUUCAGCCUGGUCCAGUUGUGCCGCCUAAACCUGGAAAGAAAGAAGGGGAGCAGGGCCCCAAGCCAGUGCCGGGGCCCCAGAGGGAUGAAGACUUUGAAGGCGCCCAGUGGAACUGUGAAAGCUGCACCUUCCUCAACCACCCUGCACUCAACCGCUGUGAACAGUGCGAGAUGCCGCGCUACACCUGAUCUUAGCUCUGCGCUGUAUUGCCCACCCCCUGCCCCAUCCCCUGCCAAUCCUUGGAUACUAUAGGCCACACCCCUCCAGAAUCUUUCUAGAGGUCUACCCUGUCAAUCAAAUAUAUAAGCCCCUCUUACCUGCUGAGGAAGAGCCACUAUCCCUCUUUGCCCACUUGUCCUGCUCCCACCCACUACUCCUGUGCACUUUGACCCUUGUUUCUGUUGGCGGAUGAUGAAUCUUUUUUCUGGACAGUUGGAGACUCUUCUCGUGGCAAAUGUGUAAAAGAGGCAAGUGACAUGCUGUGACUCUGGCAGUGGUUGGCACGGGGCUUUGGAGAGGUCAAAGCGAUUGAGGUUUUGAGGAGCAGCUAUGGUUUACCUAGCGAACAUUCCAUGCAGAAUGAAUGACUGCCCUGUUUACACAACUACGCCCAUUCCUGAACUCAAAAUGGAGGAACCUCCACUUUAAUCCAGGAUCUGUAACUCCCUUUCUGACAGUGGAACAAUGAAAGCAAUGGUAUAUAAGUUCUGACUAAUGCGAAAAUGUAGACUGUACACUGUAUUUGGCUCUGUAUUAGAGCUCAUUUCACUGAAAGAACACUAAAGACACUUGCAUACAAGUAUAUUCCUGGUACUUUUAUGCAUAUUAUGCCACCCUGUAUUAUGUGUUCAAACGAUGUUGAUUUCCUGUGCAAAUGCCUCAACUUGCUGUACUUAAUAAAGGAGCUGAUUCUAUGUGA